AUGGCUCCCACCAACCCCAACACCGCCGAGAACCAGCCCCGCGACUCCUUGUCCUCCGUGUCGACCACGAGCAUCGUAUUCGACCGUCUCCAGGAAGAAAACGAGAAGGCAGCCGCCAGGCGAAGAGCCAACCAGGCAAACAUGGCCAGCGGAGGUUCAUACAGGGACGUCGAUAUCGCCGACCUCGACGAUGAGGACCCCCUCAAGCCUGAAGACGAUCUCGAGACCCGCGCCUUCAUCCCCCGCGAGGGCGCAGAUAAUAAUAACCGCAACAAGGCGGAACCCCGAAAGUUCAUGGACAAGGGCCUCCGCCGUGUCCUCAUCAUCGGUGUGUCCAUCUUCACCAUUGCUUGGCUCGUCGCCCUCGGCAUCUUCGUCGCAAAGGGCUCCUACCACCAUGACAGCGACACCGAGCACGAUCCCAACGCAGACCACCGCGGCUCGGGCAAGGCAGUGACCCUCGACCAGGUCCUAACUGGAUACUGGAGAGCCAAAGUACACAGCAUCAGCUGGAUCGCCGACCCCGAUGGCAAAGACGGCUUGCUCCUCGAGAAGGGCGUGCCUGGCAAGGACUACCUCGUCGUGGAGGAUGUGCGAACUCAAGGAUCAAAAAAAGACUCGGCCGAUGCAUAUAGUGCCCGCGUGCUCAUGAAAGACGCCAGAUUCGAAUACGACGGCCGUUCGUACGUGACCAGCGAGGCCGUACCCAGCCCCGACCUGAAGAAGGUCCUGCUGGCCGUCUUCAAGGUCCACCACUGGCGACAUUCUUAUACUGCCACCUACUUCAUUCUCGACGUGGCAUCCGGCGAGAUCGAGCCACUUCUGCCCGAGGACGUCGACGCCAAUAUCAUGCUGGCGACUUGGAGCCCCAAGAGCGACGCCAUUGCCUUUACAUGGACGGACGAUAACAACCUCUACGUUCGCCCUCUUGACAACAACAAGGAGAUAGUCCAGGUCACAGAUGACGGUGGCGUCGAGUGCUUCAAUGGUGUGCCUGAUUGGGUCUACGAGGAAGAGGUUCUCUCUGACCGUAGCGCGACCUGGUGGUCCGCCGACGGCCAGCACAUCGCCUUCCUCCGCACCAACGAGACUGGAGUGCCCGAGUAUCCCGUCCAAUUCUUCGUCAGCCGGCCAAGCGGCACCCAGCCUCCUAGCGACGAAGGCAGCUUCCCAGAGGAGGUCAGGAUCAAAUACCCCAAGGCCGGCUCCCAUAACCCAGUCGUCGAGCUGAAAUUCUACGACGUGGCCAAGAACGAGGUCUUCAGCGUCGAUUCUGGUGACCAGUUCCCUGACGAUGACCGCAUCAUCAACAGCGUUGUCUGGGCCGGCAACAAGAAGGCCCUCAUCAAGGAAACGAACCGCGUAAGCGACCAUGUCAAGGUCGUGCUCUUUGAUGCCGACACUCGUCAAUCUCGCACCGUUCGAUCUUCAGAUAUCAACGCCAUUGACGGCGGCUGGUUUGAGAUUUCCAAGCAGAUGACCUAUGUCCCUGCCGACCCCAGCAAGGGACGCCCGCACGAUGGCUACGUCGACUCCGUCAUUCACGACGGGUACGACCAUCUCGCCUACUUCACGCCCCUGGACAGCUCCAAGCCCAUCAUGCUCACAUCUGGCCAGUGGGAGGUCGACGACGCGCCUUCAGCGGUCGAUGUCGCUAACAACCUCGUCUACUUUGUCGCCACCAAGGAAUCCUCCAUCCAGCGCCACGUCUACUCGGUCAACCUGCUCGACGGCUCCAACCUCCAGGCCCUGACCGACACCAAGGAGGAGGGCUACUACUCGGCCUCCUUCUCCCACGCCGCCGGAUACAUGCUCCUCUCCUACAGCGGCCCCAAGACCCCGUACCAGUCCGUCAAGUCCACCCCUUCCAACCCCAGCGCCUACUACAGCCUGCUCGAGGACAACUCCGCCUUGGCAGAGCGCGCCCGCAAGCACGAGCUCCCCAUCCUCAAGUACGGCGUCCUCGACCUCGGCAACGGCGUCAAGGUCAACUACGUCGAGCGCCGCCCCCCGCACUUCAACCCCAAGAAGCAGUACCCCGUCCUCUUCCACCAGUACUCGGGCCCGGGCUCCCAGCAGGUCAACAAGCGCUUCACCGUCGACUUCCAGUCCUACGUCGCUUCCAGCCUCGGCUACGUCGUCAUCACCGUCGACCCCCGCGGCACCGGCUUCCUCGGCCGCGCUCACCGCGUCCCCGUCCGCGACCAGCUCGGCGCCCACGAGGCCGCCGACCACAUCGCCGCCGCCCAGCACUUCUCCCGCCAGCCCUACGUCGACGCCAACCGCGUCGCCAUCUGGGGCUGGUCCUACGGCGGCUUCCAGACCCUCAAGACCCUCGAGCAGGACGCGGGGCAGACCUUCUCCUACGGCAUGGCCGUCGCCCCCGUCACCGACUGGAGCCUCUACGACAGCAUCUACACCGAGCGCUACAUGCGCCAGCCAAAGGACAACCGCGAGGGGUACGCCGCCUCGAGCGUCACAAACGCCACCGCCCUCGGCCGCAACGUCCGCUUCCUCGUCAUGCACGGCGUCGCCGACGACAACGUCCACUUCCAAAACUCCCUCCGCCUCCUCGACGCCCUCGACCUCGCCGGCGUAGAGAACUACGACGUCCACGUCUUUCCCGACAGCGACCACAGCAUCUACUUCCACAACGCCAACCGUAUCGUCUACGACAAGCUGAGCAACUGGCUUAUCAACGCAUUCAAUGGCGAGUGGCUCAAGAUUGCUGACCCCAAGCCCAAUGAUAUGCGAAAGCGGGCUAUUGUUGAACAAGAUGUACCUCUGCCUUAG
Messenger RNA from Clonostachys byssicola, 2793 nucleotides. The record is from the annotation of a GenBank genome assembly. Lineage: Eukaryota; Fungi; Ascomycota; Sordariomycetes; Hypocreales; Bionectriaceae.